AUGACAGUAGGAUUUGUAGAGAUUUUGAGAUUGCAAUUAGGAGUACUAUUUAUAUGUAUUAAUUUAGUUUUUAGUUUGUAAGAGAGAUCAGAAUGGAAAAUUGAAAAUGUUGUAUACAAUAGAUUAAGAAUGUUGGACUGGUAGUUAUAUUAUUCAUGCAUGUAUUGUAAUAUUUUCAUUAAUGAUCAUGUUCUUAAUAGUGAUUAUUGGAUCCAAAUUAUUUAUAGAGGUUAAAAAUAAUAAAAAGAACGCAUUUUCUUAGAGAGAAGGAUCUACUUAUACUUUUAUGUUUCUAUAUGCAUCAUUAUCAAUGUUAAUAUACUCGAUAAUAGAAUAACCAAAAUAUUCUAUAGUUGUGAUUUUAAUUCAAUUUGGAACAAGUUUCUUAUUCUUUUAUAAAGUUCAUUUUAAAAAGCCUUUUUAUAAUAAGAAUAUUUAAAAACUUUGGUCAGCAAUUAGCGGUUUAGUUUUUUAUACAAAUUUUAUGCUUUUAACAGCAUAUACUUUUGAACAUCUUGUUCUUAUAGAUACUAUGAAAGCAUGGAUUGUUACUAUGCCAAUGCUAUUGGUUAUUUUAUUGUAAGAUGAAAGAUAAACUAUAAAUUUAAUAAAAGCAAAUAUGAUUCAACAACUUUCGAGUUUGGAAAUUAUUUAACUUUCUGAAUUUUUGAUUGAAUUAUGUGAAGAUUAUGAGAAGGAUACAAAUAAAGAGAUUCUUUUAUUAGGUUUUUUGGAAGUCCAUAAAUAAACCUGUUUAAAUCCUAAAUGCGCAAUUAAAACAUCUGCUGAAUUAUCAAAGAAAUUUAAAGAUAAUCUCAAAUAUACAGAUAAAAGAAUUAUACUGAAAGAAAUUAUUAAUUAGAUUUAUUUACUUGGCCUUGAAACUUAUCCUCUCAAUGUUGAUUUAAAACUACAUUAUUCAUAUUUUUUAUUAGAAGUACAAGAGUAAGGAUAAAAAGCUCUAAAUGAAGUAAAUAAAGCUGAAAUGGGUUUUCCUUCUUUUGAUUAAUAAUUUUUAAUCUUUAAGAUGAGAUAAAUAAUUGAUGAUAAUUAUUAAAAAUCUACAAUUACAAUGGAUUAAGUUAAAUACAUCUAAGCUAAAGAUAGAAGCAUAAAAUAUUAAUAUAAAUAAAUAAAAUAAUUGUCUGAAGAAUGUGCGUAUUAUAAAAUUUCAUUUUGGAAUACUUUAUUGGAUGAGAAUCCAAAUUUAUCAUAGUUAUAGAAAUAUGGAAAUUUAAUUCUUCGAACUAUUAAUUUAUUAAAUAAAUAAUUGUUUAAGCUUGAAAGAAGUAAUUCGUUAGAUCCAUAAAUCUAUAGAUUAAUAGAUAAAUUUUCUAAAUAUGUUCAUAAUUUAGAUAGUUCUAAAGGUAUUCAAAUUGUUAAUAAAAAAAAAUUGCAAUCUCAAUAAUCAGAACAUUAAUAUUUAAAAAGUUAAGAAGAAUUAACGUCAUAUUCAUAUCCAGUUGUAGUUUUGGAAUUAUUUGGUAAAGCAAAUUAACCUACAAUAAUUAAAAAUAUCAAUUAGGCUUUCCACUCUUUAUUAGGAUAUUCCAAAACAGAUGUUAUUGGAAGACCAUUGUAACUAAUCUUAUAAAAUACGUAAUUAAAUUAACCUAUAUGUAACAUAGAUAUUUAAAAUUGCAUAGUGUUUUUGUUGAAAGUUAUUUUUCUUAAUUAAGAUAAGAUCAAGUGUAUGAAACCUAAGAAAGAACGUAAUUUUUAGUUUCAAAAACUAAAUAUACUCUUUAAACUUUUAGUACAAAUUCAAUAUUUACAACUGAUAAAGGUGUUUUUUAGUUUUGUAGGGUGAGAUAAGAUAUAUGUUAUAACAAUUGUGCUUAUAUAAUUUUUAAUUUAGAUGGAAAAAUAGAAAACAUUUCAGCGAGUUGCAUUAAUAUUCUUAACCUAGACAUCCGUUUGUUAUAAAUUAGAUAACUAACAAUUUAAAAAUUAUUUCCAUAUUUGAUGUUUAAUAAAGAUGAUUAUAUAAAUAAGAUGAAUCUGAUUGUUUUUGAAAAUCAUACAAAUUCUCUUAGCAAAAGUUCAGAUUUUGAAGAUAAAUAUAAUGAUUAAUGUGUAUCUUAACUUUAUUAUGCAUAAUUAUAUGAAAUAUCAACUAGAAAUUAUUCAUUCUCUCAAGGAGAAUAACGCCCUUAAAUUUUUGGAUACUAUUUGAAAAUAUAAAUAAAUGAAACUGUUUUACCUAAAGAGAAUUAUUUAAUAAAAAGAAAUAAAUUAACUUAUUAAUUUAAAUAUUCAAUUGAUUAAAAUUCAUAUAUAUGUAUUAAAUAAGAAUAUAAUAGAUGAAUAAGUUAGUUAAUCAACUUCAUAAUAUGAAUCAAUUAAAAAUGAUAGUGAACCAUAGGAAGAACCAAAAGUUUGUGUGUUCACUCAGUAAAGUUUUCCUAGUAAAAAAUAAUUUUCUAUGACUAAUUUGAAAUAAGGUUUAGGUUAUGAUAUUAAAACAAUGAGAUUAUUUCAAGGAGAAAUUAAAGAGAUUUUAGAUCUAGAUUAAGAAGAUGAAGAGGAAGAAUAAAUUAGGGAAAAAACAUAAAAACUAUAACUUGAAGAAUAAAAAUAGUAACCUCAAUAAAUCAAAAUAUUAAAUUAGGAAGAUCUAAUGUAUCAUCUCUUAAAUGUUCCUUAUUCUUCGAUUCUUAAAAAACUGAUUAUUAUUCUUAAUACUUUAAUGAUCUUAAUGUUUGCAAUUGCUGUAGGAAUGUACUUGGUAAUUAUAUCAACUUAAAGUUAAUUUUAAUCAGCAAUUGGUCUCUUAGCAGUUUCUAAUUAAAGAUUUGCAUCUAUUUUGAAAAUAUAAUCUAAUUUAUAAGAUUUGAGAGGAUGCUAUUUGAAUCUGGAACAAUAUACAAUCAAAUCAACUGGUGGAAGAUAUGUGGCAAUAAAUUAUGUUGAAUUAAACAAUGAAUUAGAAGUCUUAUUAGAAGCUGAUAAUAUAUUAACAUCAGCAAAUGUUAAUAUUAAUGAUGAUUAUAAAUAUGUAGUAGAUGAAUUUUAAUCAUCAAAUGUGAAGAUGUUUAAAAAAGAUAAUUCAUAUCAAAAUUUUACUUUUACUUAAGCUAUAUAAUAAAUGAUAUCUAAGGCCAUUUCACUUAAUAAUUCUAAUAUAACAAGUUUUGUGGAUUAAAAUGAAGACUUUCAUUAUUAUCUUCAUAAUACUCUUAAUUCAAUUCCUAAAUCUUAAUUAAUCUCGCAAGCUUAUUAUUAUUCAAAUAUUCUAAGUUUAAUAGACGAUUUAUUUAUUGAAGAAAACUUAUUUUUUACUUUGUAACUCUGUUGUUUAGUAUUUAUAGGAUUAUUUUUUUAAAUAUAUAUCUAUUUUCAUUAAAAAUAUUUAAAAGAGAUUAUUGCUUUAUUUUUAGAGAUUUAAGAAAGUUUAGUUAAAAAAAAGAUCAAUUCAUUUUAACUUUACAUAUAAUUGUUGCAAUUAAGUAAAGAUGAUGAAGUAAUAAAUUAUUCUUAUUUAAGAUUGAAUCAAUAGAAGAUGAAUCCGAAGAAUAGGAUGAGUAAGAUUAUUAUUUAGGAUAAUCAAAUAAAUUUAAGAAUAGAAGAUCAGUAUUCCAAAUAAAUAACUAUCAAAAAAUACAAAUAAAUUUUAUAUUCUUUCUUGCACUUCUCAUUUCCUAUUUUUCUUACUUGUACUUUUCAUCAACUGUAAUAAUAUUUAAUUAUUUAAUUUUAGAAUAUCACUGAAUAAACAAAUACUUUAGUUCCUCUAGUAAAUUUAACAUCUUUUAUGCCAACUCAAUAUAGAUUAAUUGAUAACAGUAUUAAAGAGUUACUUUAUGAUGAAAAUGCCAUACUAUUUAAUGAAUUGAAUUCAAUUUAAAAAUUACAAUAGGAAAUUGAAAAUAUUAAACUUUUAGAUGCUGAACUUCAUGUAUUGAAUUAAAAAAAUGAAUUCAUUUUAUCAGAUCAAUAUAAAUAGGUUUUUGAUGAUAUAUACAUACAAAAUCCAUGUGAAAUUAUUAUGGCUAAUGAUCCAUCUGUGAAUUCAACAGCAUGUUUAAAUUUUAAUAAAGAUAUUUUGUAAGAAGGUCUCUCUGUUGCAAUAACAAAUUUUUUCGAAAAUGCAUAAAAUAUGUUACAACAAUACUCAUAUUAUGAUAAAAAUGCAAUUUAUAGUAAUUUAACCUUUGAUAUCAGUUAACAUCAUAGAAAAAAUUAUACAUGUAAUAUUUAUAAUACAAGAAUUGGAAAUGCUAAUAGAAAGAUGUAAAAGGUAUUUAUUAGGGUCUGUCAUAUGUAAUUAUUAAAGGAAUUAUAAAGUUAUUUAAAUUAGCAUUACGCAGAUCUGUAAUUGCAAUUUACUUUAUUAUUCAUGAUAUUUUGUGUUAUUUCAGUGUUUGUGUAUUUUUUAGUUUGGAUUCCUUUACAGGCAAGAUUUUAUUAUGAAUCUAAGACAGCAAGAUAAAUACAAUCACUUAUUCCAAUAGAUCUUUUUAAUAAUUGUUAAUCUUUACAAACAUACCUUAGAGAUAUUAAAGAAACAUUUAAUUGA
This is a messenger RNA of Paramecium sonneborni, 4519 nucleotides long. Lineage: Eukaryota; Ciliophora; Oligohymenophorea; Peniculida; Parameciidae. The record is from the annotation of a GenBank genome assembly.